AUGCUUCCGCACUUUCUCGGCAUCUCUUUCCACACCCGCAAGCUUUCACUCCUCCGUCAGUACUCGUGAGUGCGCGCCAUUUUGAUAACUGCGCCGUUGAAAACGUGACUAUCUGCGCCGUUCGCAGAGUGCUGAAGCGUUUGAAUAGUAUUUGGCGUGCAUUUUCUUCACUCGCGCUGAGGACUUUGGAACGUCAAUUUUGUGCGCUGCGUCAUCCGAGAUGCCGCCGAUCCGUUGUCUGCUGACUGUACCGCACAUUCAGAUAAAGCGGACGUACCACUUGGAAGAAGGUUCCGUGGUCGCCCUCAAACAUGCGAUUGCCACAUGUCCUGUCCUUGGGUCGCAAGUUCAACUGUCUUGCAGCAAAUUUCAGGUAAUGGAUCCUCUGUUCAAUGAACUUGUCGACCUCGCUACUGAAGACAGCAUACCCGAUAUGUCGAAAAUCGUUCUUAUGGCACAGCAAGAAAGUAGCGGGAAUGAAGCGCCGUCAUGUUCAUCGUCACAGGACGACAUGCCAGCAACGCCAUGUGUAUCUUAUAAUGGGGCCGUCCUUGAAGAUGCAGAGUUUUUCUGGCUGAUGGUAGACCAGACAAAGUGUUUUCAAGUGACUAAUGCAGAGGAAGGACUUGUCGCAAUUAUGUGUGCAAACUGGUUGUUCAAUGUUCAAUAUGCUUGUAAAGCGUUCAACACCCUUGUCGUCCUCGAAAGAUUUUUUUAGCUCGAAAAGACAACACCAAGAUCUGUUGUUGCGAAGUUCUUAAACAUUGUCGUAAAAUCCACAUAGUCAUAUGAUAAUGCCAUAUGGUAAUGUUCUUGCACAUUUGCCUUACUGCAUAUUUUUUAUGUUUGAUUGUAUUAGUGAUUGAAAAUUUAUUGAUUUUGCAUUUGCUUCACAAGUCGUGCAUGUUU
Molecule: messenger RNA, 909 nt
Organism: Rhipicephalus microplus (southern cattle tick)
Lineage: Eukaryota; Metazoa; Arthropoda; Arachnida; Ixodida; Ixodidae
Source: RefSeq, a predicted model, not a curated record